UCUUCCUCGCUAAGCAACGCCCUCUCUACCUCCAUUUAGAACCAGCGAGCCACGCACAUAGCUCAUACCCCUCUACCAUCCACUUCUUCUACUCCUACUGUUUCAUAUUCUGCUCUCUCUCUCUCUCCCCCCCUACCAAUUCAUUGAGUUUCUUGAUCAUCAUGCCAGAUAUUUGAGUUCCCUGGCUGAAUUCUGAGAGGUGAAAUUUAAAAAAAAAAAAAAUCAUCUUUUCUUGCUCGGUCUUACUCAGUCUUUGGACCAUGAAGUGGGAACAACUCAGCCUGAUCAGUGAGCUAAUCCAAGGGAAGGAGUUUGCAGAGCAGCUCUGUGCGCAUCUUUCUUCCUCCUCGUCUCUUCGAGAGAAGGAGCUCUUAGUAGAGAAAAUUCUAUCUUCCUACGAGAAAGCACUGUCCAUGCUGAAUUGGGGAGCUGAUGUGGCAGACACUGACAUCGUCGAUGGCAGGAUGAUGAUGGAUUCUCUCUGUUCCUUCAUUGGUGGGAGCCCCAGGAGUAAGGUGUUGGACCAAGAUUCUAACCACAAGGAUUCCUUCAAGAAAGGAAAGACCAUGCCCAGAUGGACAAAGAAAGUGAAGGCUUGCCCAGGAACAGGGCUUGAAGGGCCUCUCGGCGAUGAUUAUAGCUGGAGAAAAUAUGGACAGAAGGAUAUUCUAGGAUCCAAGUUUCCGAGAGGAUAUUACAGAUGUACCCACCGAAAUGUACAAGGUUGUCUGGCCACAAAGCAAGUUCAAAGGUCAGAUGAAGACCCGACAAUUCUUGAGAUAACCUACAGAGGAAGACACACGUGCACUCAGGAGUCUCAUGUGAAGAAGACAUUACCAUUAAAAAGAAAGAUGGGUUUGGUUGAAAAUCCAAUGCAGAAGCACCAAGAUGAUGAACCACAUGAACAAAAACCACUGGAACUAAACCCAGAAGCGUUUUUAAAUCUUGGAGCGGAGCUUGAAGUUAAAACAGAGGAUUUGGACGCGAAGGAGGACAUUUUCCAACCCUUUUGCUUCCCUUCUGCGUCAAUAGGAUCAGAGAAUGAGGGCAGCCUUUUAUUCUCCGAGACAAACCACUUCCUGGAAAUCCUCUCUUCUCCUAAGUUCAUCUCCCCAGCAACCUCGGAAUCCAACAUUUUCUGUCUGAAUGUGCAGACUUCAGAAUCUGAUGUCACUGAUAUAGUUUCAGCUCCAACUUCGGUCACCAAUUCCCCAAUAGCUGAUUUGGAUCUCUUCGAUUUUGAAUCCAAUUUCCCUUUCAACAUUCCAGAACCAUUCUCUUCAUAGAUUCCCCCAACUUUCACCUAGAUUUAGAUAAUAACACCAUAGUCUCUGUGUCUUUGUCUGGUAAGUUGAUGUAGAUCCUGGCCUAGGUAAGAAAGACUGCAAAAAUCAUGGCUUGUGAUCCUAAAUGAAGCCUAAGGAACUUACCUCUUGUGCGAGUUUAGAGAGUUUCCUUGUACUGAACUUGUAAUGAUGAGGUGAUCUGUAGUGACACAUUGAUAUGAUAAAACCAAGAAAAUAUUGCUGCUCGCA
Molecule: messenger RNA, 1535 nt
Organism: Prosopis cineraria
Lineage: Eukaryota; Viridiplantae; Streptophyta; Magnoliopsida; Fabales; Fabaceae
Product: probable WRKY transcription factor 53
Exons: 3
Coding region: 261-1286 (341 amino acids)
Biological process (GO): regulation of DNA-templated transcription
Cellular component (GO): nucleus
Molecular function (GO): transcription cis-regulatory region binding; DNA-binding transcription factor activity
Source: RefSeq, a predicted model, not a curated record